Messenger RNA from Prunus mume (Japanese apricot), 1396 nucleotides. The record is from RefSeq and is a predicted model, not a curated record. NCBI's taxonomy places the organism in Eukaryota, Viridiplantae, Streptophyta, Magnoliopsida, Rosales, Rosaceae.
AUGAUCAACUCGUGGGCCAUCGGGCGUGACAAGGACUCGUGGGAGGACGCAGAGUCCUUCAAGCCCUCUAGGUUUUUGAAAGAAGGUGUGCCGGACUUUAAGGGGAGCAACUUCGAGUUCAUUCCGUUCGGGUCCGGUCGGAGGUCGUGCCCGGGCAUGCAGCUCGGGUUGUACUCGCUGGAGUUGGCGGUGGGGCAUUUGCUCCACUGUUUUACGUGGGAGUUGCCUGAUGGGAUGAAACCCAGUGAGCUCGACAUGAACGACGUGUUUGGACUCACCGCUCCCAGAGCGAGUCGACUCAUUGCCGUACCGAGUAAAAGGGUGCUCACACUGGUGGCAAGGGCAAGCUAUGCUGCUGCUGCCAGAGACACCACCUCAACUUUACCACCUCAACUUCACUACUGGAACUCCGUCUUGCCAGGCACAUCAAUGCCAAAAGCUCUCAGUGAACUCGUCCAACCUGACUCAGUUGAGCCACCCAAGAACUUUGUCGGUUACAACCAGCACGGUGUCGAGGACAGAACUCUCUCCGUCUACACCCAAGACGACGAUACGCACCUCAAAGACCCAACCCAAAGAAUUUUCUUCUUGGAGAUGGAAAUAAAACCUGGCACAACCAUGAAAUAUAGCUUGGGUAGAAAUAUAGCAGGGGAAACUUUCCUGCCCCGCAAAACUGCAGAAUCGAUCCCCUUCUCAUCCGCCAAACUGCCAGAGAUUCUCAACAAAUUUUCUAUGAAGCCGGGGUCUGUGGAAGCCGCUGUAAUUCAGGAAACCAUUCAAGAUUGUGAAAGUGAAGUCCUUAGAGGAGAAGACAGAUACUGCGCCACCUCCUUGGAGUCGAUGGUUGAUUUUGCCAUGUCCAAGCUGGGAAGAAACGUUCGAGCAAUCUCGACAGAGGUCGAAAAGGGAGCCACCCUGCAGAACUACACAGUAAAGCCAGGCGUGAAGAACGUGAACGAAGGUGGCAAUUUCGUUUUGUGUCACAAGCUGACCUACGCGUAUGCUGUCUUCUUUUGCCACACAUUUGGACAAACUAGGGCUUAUGCGGUGCCUCUGCAAGGUGCUGACGGAACUACCGCUAACGCAGUAGCAAUCUGCCACCUGGACACAUCUGCAUGGAACCCCCAGAAUCAUCCCUUACAAGAGGUCAAAGUUAAGCCAGGAACCGUCCCGGUCUGCCAUUAUCUUCCCCAGGGUCAUAUUGCUUGGGUUCCAAACUAGAAAGAAAUAUCGUACCCUUUGUCUUUGUGGUUCUAAUUGUAAAAGGAAUCCCAUAAGAAUGGGCUAGCUACUAUUGUAUCCGCUCUAAUAUAAAUAAAAAUCAAUUAGAAUGCCCUAUAAAAAUGUGGAGUUUAGCCAUCGCGAUUGGUUGGAGAUAGUAAAACAGUGUUAUCCC